Molecule: messenger RNA, 453 nt
Organism: Chaetomium globosum CBS 148.51
Lineage: Eukaryota; Fungi; Ascomycota; Sordariomycetes; Sordariales; Chaetomiaceae
Exons: 1
Coding region: 1-453 (150 amino acids)
Source: RefSeq, a predicted model, not a curated record
AUGGCCUCCGCCCAAGCCAACUGCCCCGUCGUCGGCACGACCAACACGACCCUCCCACCGUCGCACCCCGACGUCGACCUCUCGCAGCCAGGCCAAGUCUGCCCCGUCGUCGGCGCCACGACCGACCACCACGCGAACCUGCACCGGCACCCGCAGGUGCCGAUCCCGGAGGACCGCUCCGCCGGCGAUGCCUCCGCCUGCCCCGCGCUCACGGGCCGCCUCGUCAACGAGGACAAGAGCAAGGCCAUGGACGACGACGUGUGCCCCGUGGUGGGCACUGCCACCACUGUGCUCCCGCCCGACCACCCCGCCACCGAGGGCCGCGAGGACGACGCCGUCUGCCCCGUGACCAAGGCUAAGGUCGGGCAUCAUAAGGGGAAGCUCCACGGGCAUCCGGCCGUUGAUGGUGCCGCCGAGGGGGCGGUUUGCCCAGUUGCUGGCGUCAGGGCCUAG